AUCAUUCAUGGCCGUACUGUGAUCUUUCUGUGUCACACUCCAUUAGCCUCGCUGAUUGUAUCAGAGACAUGGCAAGUACUAGUGCUCCUGCUCUGUCUUUGUCAAAACUGGAUUUUCCAUUUCUGUCAUCUCAAAGAAACAUGAGGAUAGCUCCACUUUCACUCACUUUCAGCAAAGGAAACCUCCAUCAAUUUCAGAUGCCUGGUCGCAUUUCUAAGUUUGAUGGGUCGAGAUCAAAUGGGUUUGUGUUAUUUUCUUCUGUAAAUGGUCAAAUCGAAGCCAACAAUGCUCCUGAGGUCCAAGUUCAAAGCAGUUUUUGGAACUGGAAGGGUUAUUCUAUCCGCUAUCAACAUGCUGGCAACAAUGGCCCGGCUUUAGUAUUAGUUCAUGGUUUUGGAGCAAACAGUGACCAUUGGAGAAAAAAUAUUUCAGUUCUAGCAAGAGCACAUAGGGUGUACUCUAUUGAUCUCAUUGGUUAUGGGUACUCGGACAAACCAAAUCCUCGUCAGUUUGGUGAAAGUCCCUUUUACACAUUUGAUACAUGGGCCACUCAGAUAAAUGAAUUUUGCAUUGAUGUGGUCAAGGAUGAAGCAUUCUUCAUAUGCAACUCUAUUGGAGGUCUUGUUGGUCUUCAGGCAGCAUUUAUGGAGCCACAGAUAUGCAAGGGUCUAAUGCUUAUAAAUAUAUCUCUUCGUAUGCUUCAUAUUAAAAAGCAGCCUUGGUUUGGGAGACCAUUGAUAAAAUCAUUUCAGAACUUACUGAGAAAUACUGCUGUUGGAAAAUACUUUUUCAAAACUGUUGCCACACCAGAGUCUGUGAGGAAUAUCCUUCGCCAGUGCUACCAUGAUACCUCCCAAGUGACAGAUGAACUAGUUGAAAAAAUUCUUCUUCCAGGACUUGAACCUGGUGCCGUAGACGUGUUUUUGGAGUUCAUUUGUUAUUCAGAUGGCCCUCUACCUGAGGAACUAUUACCUAAAGUCAAGUGUCCUGUUUUGAUAGUGUGGGGUGACAAGGAUCCAUGGGAACCUAUUGAGCUUGGACGUGCUUAUGGGAAUUUUGAAUCUGUAGAAGACUUUGUUGUUCUUCCUAAUGUUGGCCACUGCCCUCAGGAUGAGGCGCCUGAUCUUGUAAAUCCACUGGUUGAGUCAUUUGUGGCACGCCAUGCUGCACUCUCAUCCAGUAUUUCAUAAACUACCUGACUGAUAUUGCAGUUUGUUUGCUUUGUGCUGCAAAGUAAAGAUGCUGAUUCUUGGAGCUGUAGUUAAGGCUCAAUCCUCUCAUACCAGAAUGGGUAUUGCAGAUACAUAUUGCGCCCUUGUUUGCACUCACAAGUAUUAUACAAACUCCUUUUCAUUUGUCCAUACCCAUUCGUGCGUAGGUUCUCUUCUACUGAUGAUUUAAAGAUUGCAAUUUGUUUAGUGAUAUGUCAGCUUCACACUGAGUCACUGAGCGACGUUAUAUAUGCAUACAAAGACCUCAGGUUUCCGGCAGAAGGGGCUUCAUGCUCUUCUGCAGGAAUACUAGUGUAUGAUGUUCUAUAUUCAACGUACACAGAAUCUAAGAUUGUGCAUCAUCAAAUACAAC
Messenger RNA from Fragaria vesca subsp. vesca, 1584 nucleotides. RefSeq names its product dihydrolipoyllysine-residue acetyltransferase component of acetoin cleaving system-like. Bases 69 to 1190 code for a protein of 373 amino acids. The transcript has 8 exons. NCBI's taxonomy places the organism in Eukaryota, Viridiplantae, Streptophyta, Magnoliopsida, Rosales, Rosaceae. The record is from RefSeq and is a predicted model, not a curated record.